Molecule: messenger RNA, 2340 nt
Organism: Theobroma cacao (cacao)
Lineage: Eukaryota; Viridiplantae; Streptophyta; Magnoliopsida; Malvales; Malvaceae
Product: Ribosomal L18p/L5e family protein
Biological process (GO): translation
Cellular component (GO): ribosome
Molecular function (GO): structural constituent of ribosome; 5S rRNA binding
Source: RefSeq, a predicted model, not a curated record
ACCUAUUCUUUUUAAAGGAAAGAUUGAUUGUCGUGGGGACUUUAGGUCUCAAAAAUUUUAUUUGGCAACCUAAAAUAUAGUGUCCAGCUCGUUGUACAGCCUUAAGAUGUCUCUCCAUGACCAUUGUUGUAGGUGGGCUAGGGUUGCACACCAACACAACUGGCUAAGUGAAACAGAGAGUGGGGUGGGGGAGGUUUUGGUGGGGAAGCGUUCUCUAUUUGUCUUGAGUAUUUUUGGAGGAAUUUAAGCUCUUGACAAUAUGCCUAGGUACGACUUAGCACGUAGAAAACCCAUUUAUCUGCGAUUGUAAGCUUUGGAUUCUAAUACUAAAUCUUUUUAUAUGCUACCAUUACCAUUUAUAAAACCUUGAAAGGCCCUGAAUGUAUGGAAAAAGAUCCGAAUAUUUUGAAAUGGCCCAGAAUUGAACAAAACCACCUCUCCCUAAGGGCCCCCAUCCCUUAAAAUCAAGUGUUUGGUUGACCCGGAUCUAAGGCCUGAAGCACGACUAUAAAUUUUCAAUGGGUACUGCAAACGGUCUUUUCUUCACUUCAGCUUUUCUCAUUUCUCCCUUCCGUGUGCUGCACCCAUAGAUGAUAGACGCAUCUGGUUUGGGAGCUUAGGAGAUUGCUUCUUGAAGUAAAAGUAGGCUUUCCACUCAUUAAAAGCCACCGCCAACCAUCAACUUCAUUUUUUGAUGGUUACGGAAGAGGCGAAUCUUCGUGGUAUACCAUCUUUUUGAUGAUUUGCCACUGAAAGCUUCUUCGGUCCUGCCAAUUUCGCUCCUUUGCCGCCAACUAACAACCCCAAUCCAGAAUGACGUUACAUUUGCUUAGAAAAGCCAUUGCGUUCCCAUCAAUUGGGAAUUCUGGUUGCCUUGCAAGACUCCGUAAUUUUUGCUCAAGGGUCCCUCCAAUUGCCUGUAACGAGGAUAUCAAGCCAAUCCCAUCAACAAACUACUCCAGUAGGAUUCAUCUUUCUCCUUUGUUAAAUGAUAACUCUUCUCACUUGGGUCGUUAUGAUAUUGAGCUUGUGGACGAUGAAACCUGGCAAGUUUCAUCGGGUUUAGUUCAUGCCUAUAAAGGAUUUGAUAGGGAAAUAGAAACAAGACCCUUUAUGGAAGCAGUUGAUCAAAGGGUAGCUAAUGCUUCUACUACAAUUGAAGAUGGUCAAGACUUUGAUGACAUUGAUAAUAUGAGAAUUCGGGGUAACCUUUUUUAUAAAAUCGACCGUGGUUCCAAAGAGUUCGAGGAGUAUGCUUAUGACUUUCACAGGAAGAAAGGUUCCAAGAAUAAGGGUGAUCGUAAAGAAAGCGAAAAGGAGUCUUUAAAGAAGAAGGAUGAUCCUAAAGAAAGCAAAAGGAAUGACAAGUCAAAUGUUAAAACGCUUGAAGUUGUUAGAAAUAGAAGUGUUAGUAAUAUUCUUGACAAAGUGGAGGGUUGCUCUGUUGAGAAAAAGAAGGUUAGGUCUCCUACUUUUAAUCAACUUACGGGUCCUUACCAUGAACCCUUUUGCCUGGACAUUUAUAUAUCAAAAGCAUCUGUUCGUGCCUGUAUCAUCCACCGGGCGACUAGCAAGGUUGUUGCUGUAGCGCAUUCUAUUUCUAAGGAUAUGAAAUUUGAUUUAGGUUCGACUAGAAAUGCAUCCGCUUGUGCUGCUGUUGGAGAAAUUUUAGCUCAGAGGGCAUUGGAUGAUGAUAUCCAUGAUGUGAUUUACACACCAAGGAAAGGGGACAGAUUAGAGGGGAAGCUUCAGUUUGUUCUUCAGUCUAUAAUUGAUAACGGUGUAAAUGUGAAGGUUAAGCUUAAACAAAGAAGAACCAAAACAGCAGCGCAGGCAUCUACAACUUAAAACCAUCUAUUUGGUUGUCUUGGUUCUCUUAUCAAGUCCACUUGAUUAUAUCUUGACUACAUACUAAACUGUUACAUUGAUUGUAUGAAAUCACUGCCCUGAUGCUGCAAUGUCAGAUCAUAGCAAGCAGUUGCUUGUUCUUUCUCUUCGGGGUAGCAGUAACUUCUAAUAGAUUUCUGCCGACAAAAAGGAGAAGUGAUCAUUGCUACUCAUAUUGUAAUGAAAUGGGUGUUUCCUCCUCUGUCUUCUGGAUUGCAAAGUAGAGUGCAAAAGAAAAAAAGCUGCCUGGCUUCUCACAUAUUUGGUUAUUUGCGGGUUAGUUGAUGUAGCAGCUGCAUCUUCGAAAGGUUUCUAAUUUAGUUUUCCAAGAUGUUGGGGACUGCAACUUCGUUGCCAAAGUAGAAUUUUCUGUACAAUCUCAUCUUUUUUUUCCUUAUCUAAUACCAUCUAAUACUUUAGAUUUGAAUAAUACUUAGUGCUGAAAUAUCAUCA